AUGUCUCCGAAUGAGGCUUCAACAGGCUCAAGAAAGGUGUAUGGCAAACUAAACAAGCUACCAUCCAUCUCAGAAGGCUCCCGUGUCGAAAAGCGCCCCUUGACCAGGCGCCAGCCUCCAGCAUCGUCCAAGUCCCGCAUCAUCUACGUGUCUUCAAAAACACCGUUUAUGGCCGCUGUCAAGCGCGCUCGUAAACAACUAGAUGCCUCACUAAAGACUACAGACGCGGCACCCAAGUACGCGUCUCUGCACUCACGCGUGGAGAAUCUUAAGAAGACUGCCGACGGAGCUGUGGAGAGCGCUGUUGUGACAGUCAUGGGUACCGGAAAGGCUAUUGAGAAGACCCUUGCAGUUGCAGGGUGGUUUGAGCAGGAGGGUGACUGUGAGGUUGAGAUCAAAACAGGCACCGUUGGUACGGUGGACGAUGUAGUGGCUGAGGGGGACGAGGAGGACGAGACUCGCUUGAGGAAACUCGGGUGCUUGGAGGUGCGGAUUAAGCUCAAGUGA
Molecule: messenger RNA, 507 nt
Organism: Fusarium coffeatum
Lineage: Eukaryota; Fungi; Ascomycota; Sordariomycetes; Hypocreales; Nectriaceae
Exons: 2
Coding region: 1-507 (168 amino acids)
Biological process (GO): tRNA 5'-leader removal; intronic box C/D snoRNA processing; nuclear-transcribed mRNA catabolic process, RNase MRP-dependent
Cellular component (GO): ribonuclease MRP complex; nucleolar ribonuclease P complex
Molecular function (GO): RNA binding
Source: RefSeq, a predicted model, not a curated record